Messenger RNA from Lingula anatina, 4634 nucleotides. RefSeq names its product protein-serine O-palmitoleoyltransferase porcupine. The record is from RefSeq and is a predicted model, not a curated record. Gene Ontology annotation, cellular component: membrane; endoplasmic reticulum. Gene Ontology annotation, biological process: Wnt protein secretion; lipid modification; protein palmitoylation. NCBI's taxonomy places the organism in Eukaryota, Metazoa, Brachiopoda, Lingulata, Lingulida, Lingulidae. Gene Ontology annotation, molecular function: palmitoleoyltransferase activity; Wnt-protein binding.
GCCAAGAUGCGGGAAGCGACAUUCCCUGACCCACGAGUACAGGAUGCCGACGACGUGUUUUCUCCAACAGUUAUCGUUAUAUUUUAUGCACAAGCUAGAACAGAGAAAUUACUAAAGUGUACAGGUUGUUGGUCACUGGAUAAUAGUGAUUGUACAUAAACAGGAUCCAAAUUUGCUCUGAAGGUGAAACUAGCUUUCCAAAUUCUUUCAUAAUUCAUUCUGCAUUGUGAAGCUCUCCGAGAGCAGUCUACCUUACUAAUCUUUUCUCUUGUUAUAGAUACACAUUCGGAAACAAGAGUGCGUUUUAGGACAAGGUCAUUUAGCAACACUUUAUGUUAAAAGUUGCACACUCACUUGAUUAUAUACCUUUACACUGGCUUCCCUUUGAUACUGAUCUGUUUUGAAGCCAAGCCAAAGGAAGUCGCAGUCGUGUUGUUGCAUUAGCAUGUGAAAGUAGAUAGCAACCCAGUGGCCGUGAUUUGCAGUCUAGACGUCGUCUUACUCAGUAACAGCAACUGCAUAGCCAAUCAAAAUGGACAUGAUGUACGACACAUUCGAUGACAUGGAAGGUGAUGGCUAUGACGUGAUGUACCCUGACGACAUGGCGGACAUGGAGGCCUGGAUGGCGGAGCACGGAGAGGAUUACUUUGACACCCAGGCAGAGCAGCUGGCCACCCGCGCCCCUCUUUGGGAGUACCUGCCCAGCUGUGGCUCAGAGACGCUGAUGCAGACCCUGGUUUAUGUUUAUCCUCUGCUGGGACUGUGCUUUCUCUUCAAUAUGUGCUGUCGCCUACAGCAGACUUCAAGGAAUGGUGAAAAUGAGGAGGAAGGGGUCACCAUCCCCAGAGAAGUUGCUCACAUGACCUCAGUCCUGACAGGACUUGUGGCCUGCCAUAUCUUCUUCCAGAGUCUGUUCCUCUACCUAGUGUUACUGCUGCUGCUCGCAUAUACACUACUGCUGCUGGUGCAUAGGGUGUCCCCAGGGUAUUGUGGACUGGUGGUGUCCUCUGUCACUGUAAUGUAUAUUAUAACAUGUGAAUUGUUUUUAGUUGAAACUGAGAAGUGGCAUAAAAUCAGAGGUGCUCAAAUGGUGCUAUCCAUGAAGAUAAUCUCGGUGGCCUUUGAUGUGGACACUGGUCACCUGGGAGUGCCCAGGGUGUGGGAGUUUGCUGGCUACUGCCUCCAUGUGGGAACUGUGAUAUUUGGACCAUGGGUGCCCUAUAAACAGUAUAAUGCUCUGUUCUUGAAACAGGAUGAAGGGAGAGGAAUAUUCUCUUGGCUGCUGAAGAUGUUUUUCAGCUUGGUAUUAUCUUUAUUUUGUCUUUUCUGGUCCACGUGUUGUCUUCACUGGUUAAUCCUGGAACAUUUCCAUAAAUGGUUUGUGGCCUACAGAGAUGCCCAGUCGUAUAGAUUUAGUCACUAUUUUAUCAGUUACCUGUCUGAAGUAACUGCCACCAUGACUGGUAUGACUGGGACUGUCAGUAAUGGUGAUUCUCAAUGGGAUUUUGCUGUAGCCAGACCUUGUCACAUUGAGGUUCCAAGGUCUUUGGUGGAGGUGGUCACCCACUGGAAUCUCCCCAUGCAUUACUGGCUAAAGACUUAUGUUUUUAAGACUGCUAGACCUUUAGGAAACUUCACUGCCAUAUUACUCACCUAUGCAGCAAGUUCAGUCCUCCAUGGUUUGAAUUUCCAGCUAGCUGCUGUUCUCUUUUCAUUGGGUUUUUAUUCCUAUGUUGAAUAUGUAUUCCGCGGGAAGUUGGCCAGAAUAUUCAGUGCCUGUAUCAAGGCAAAGAAGUGUAAACCUGAGUGUGAGCACACUUAUAAGGCAUCUCAUCCAUAUGUGAUAAGCACAAACCUGGUAUUUGCCUCCCUGGCGCUGGCACAUCUCACUUAUCUUGGCCUGAUGUUUGACAGCAGUGAUCAGGAAGAGACGGGUUACACCAUGCAGCACACACUGAGGAAGUGGUCCAACCUAGGAUUUGUCAGUCACUGGGUGGCUUUAGGGACCUUCAUCUUUCAUCUUCUCAUUUGACAACAACAGCUGAAGUAUCUUGAGGUCUUCCAGUUGGUGGUCAUCCAUUUUUACAAGUCAAGAAAGAGUAAACUUUUUCCAGACCCCCUACUCUUACAGAGAGCACAAGGUGAAAAGCUAAAAAUGGUGACCUUUGCAGCUCACCCCUGGCAAUUUGGACUAUCAUAAUUAUUGUCAUUCCAAAAUGUACAAAGGGCAUUAAACCUCCCCCCCACCCACACACCCAAAUAUAUGGUUUUUUAUACUUCUGAAAAUGAUGAUAAAAAUGGAUGACCAUUUAGAGCAAAAUAUUUUCCAUCAUUUCACACAUAUAUGGUAUUACAUAUCAAGGCAUGUCUAGAGGUGUCAUAGGGUCCUAAGUGCCAUUCUUUUUCCAUUGGUUUCAUAUCAUUUCAUAUCACUGGCAUUUAUACUGGCAUUGACAGAACAGGUUUCCUAUGUCAACGAGACCAGAUUAUAGGCUGUGAUAGUCCAGAAAACUGCUGAUCAUUUGAUCUCAAGAAGAUGUGACUGUAAGACCUACUGCACUGGACAUUAAAACAUUCUGACUGAAGUCAUAAUGAACAGCUCUAUCAGACUGUUAUGGCAGAAUUACCAGUGGAAGUCACUAGGUUCUGUUGGCUUUGCAUUUUUGGCUUCUUUUGAGAAUCUCUUUCAGAAAAUCUGUCAAGGUCAGGAUAUAUUAAUUCUUAAAUUUUAUCUUUGAGGUGUUGCUAGUCAAAAAUGAACAAACUGAUUCAGAACCAGUAUUGCUGCUCUUUCUUUCUUGUUGGACAUAUGUUGUGGUUGUUGUUGGCCACCUUAGUCAAUAUUGCCCACCAUGUGUACAGGAGAUGACCUUAUAUGUGGGCAGGUGACCUUAAACAUAAACCUUAACAGACACUUUGGUUCUUGGCACAUCAGAGAGGUAUACUUACUGAUCCAGAGUUAUUUAGUCUUAGCGUGUAAUUACACUACAGGUGGUUUUCUACAGGGUUGGUCAGUAAUAACUGACAGCGUCAACUGCAUGUAUUCAGAGUAUUCAUGUGCAUCAAAUGCAGAAAUGGUUAAAAUGAUGUAUUUUUAGUCACUAAGUGGCACCCUUGUGUAAUACCAGUGUUAGUCACUAGAUGGUGCUGUAAGCACAGAAAUAUGCUGCUGAGCAAAAUUUUGCAUUUUUCAUUCGUUGAGCUGUUAUAAUCAUAUUGUGGGGGGUUAUAACUUUUAAUAAUAUCUAGUUUAGGUAGUAGAUAAUGGUCCAAAUAAAUUUGACAACAUUAGAUAUUGUCAUAUUAGGUCAUGUUUUUUGUCACUUUUCGCAAAAAAAAAAGAGAUGUAUGCAUGCAAAUUAAAACCAAAAGUCACUUGAUUGCAAUCCCCUUUGUAAUCCCUCUGUGGUCGGCUCCAUUUUUCAUUGCACAAUCACCCAUUUCUGGGACUGCAGAGAGGUUAGGGUGGAGUGGAGUGCAAUCAAGUGUCUGUGGUGCAAGAGCUCAAACCUUGAUAGUAACAUGACUUGAAACUAGAUGGCGCUGGUAAACAUUGUGUUUAAACCAAAGAUUUACAUGUGGGUAUAUAUUUAUGUGGGAUAAACCAAAGGUGAAAUGGUUUUUUAAUGUGUUGAUCUCUUAUUGCAGAACUAACACUUGCGUCGAGGUAAAUGCUUACUACUCAAAUACUAUUAGUAUGUAUGAUAUUUGAGUGUCAGUUAUAUACUUAAAAAGUGUGUGAAAUGUCUUCUGGGUUUGAAGCCUAACUAGAUAAAUAAGUGCAAUUACCAAUUCUUACAUUCUCAUCUGGUGCAAAACGUUAUCUUACAAGAUGGUGCUAACGAAUGUAAUAUUUUUAAAUCUAUUGUUCCGAUAAAAAAUGUGAACUUAGGUAAGAAAUGAACUGCUGAAGACUAUUCAAAUGCACUAUACUGGGGGUAUGAGCUAGUGUUGGAACUUAUAUUGUCUGUGUAUUUUGUGGGUUUUAGUCCAUUUUACAAGGGUAUGAAAUACUUAUUUAUCCAUUAAUUUGUACUGUGACGGUUAUCCGCGAUUUGUUGUCUUACAAGAUAAGUUAUUACUGUACUUACUGAUAUUUAUUACACUGCCAAUUACAUCAAUAGUUAAACUAAUUACUGAUAUGUGAAUAUAGUGAGUUCUUUGUAGUUCAUACGUGUAACCCCAAUAUAUACCGGUAUACAUAUAGUUGAAUACCUAUCUCCAAAACAUUGAAUCUUAAACGAUUAUAACUAUUCACUUAUGCCAUCUUCAAUGACAUUUAUACCACUAGUGUCUUCAAGAAUCUGCGAGAUUCUCUUAUUAGCCAAUCUGUAUGUCACUUGCAUUUUGGAUUUUCUCACUUUACUACUUACUGUAAGUUAAGCCAUCAUAACCUGGCAGGAAAUGCGGACACAACGAGAACUUGUCAUCUGUACUUUAAAAUCCUAUGUAAUAUAUAUUUCUAAAAAAGUGUGGUAGGUUUUGUUAUGAGGUGGACACGGUUUUAUGGUGCAAAAUUGAUAUAAACGUUUUUGUGGACAGGUGUUGUUGGGUUGAUAUGAAUAAGGUGUUUUUUUUAAUAUCUUUUUAGGUAAGGUGGUAAAUAAAUGAUGCAUUUAUUUCUGCAUAAUAAA